Messenger RNA from Ordospora colligata OC4, 648 nucleotides. Its product is annotated as Rab11-like GTPase. Gene Ontology annotation, cellular component: endosome. The transcript has a single exon. The coding region runs from base 1 to 648 and encodes 215 amino acids. The record is from RefSeq and is a predicted model, not a curated record. Gene Ontology annotation, molecular function: GTPase activity; GTP binding. Lineage: Eukaryota; Fungi; Microsporidia; Ordosporidae.
AUGCAAAUGGCCUCCCGAUCAGAAAACUUCGAUUACCUGUUCAAAAUCGUAUUAAUUGGAGACUCUGCCGUAGGAAAGACAAAUCUGCUCUCGAGGCUGACUCGCAACGAGUUUAUCCACGACUCAAAGGCAACAAUAGGCGUAGAGUUUGGUACACUCACAUUUAAGAUAGGCAACGAUGUCAUAAAGGCACAGAUAUGGGACACAGCAGGCCAAGAGCGCUACCAGGCAAUAGUGCAGGCGUAUUACAGAGGAACAUCGGGUGCAGUCAUUGUAUACGACACAACAAACAAAGACAGUCUUAAGAAGGCAACAGACCUGUGGUUGUCACAACUCCGAGACUUCUCUCCAAACGACAUUCCAAUCAUGCUUGUGGGAAACAAAGCUGACCUAGAGGUUGAGCGAGAGGUCGAUACACAAAUUGCAAGAGACGAGGCUGUUGCAAACGGCCUUUCAUUCUUCGAAACAUCGGCAAUGACUGGAGACAAUGUCAAAGAGGCAUUCUUCGAGCUGGUGUCUGCAAUCCACAAGCGAGCAAAGAUGCAAAGAUGCACUGCAGACAAGAAAAAACUGAAAAGCGCUAAAUUUGAUACUGAAUGUCUCAAGGACCCAGCCCGUGAAUCUAAAGCAGGAUGCUGUUGGAAUUAA